Varanus komodoensis (Komodo dragon) is the source of this 2913-nucleotide messenger RNA. RefSeq names its product 3-hydroxy-3-methylglutaryl-CoA lyase (gene HMGCL). Gene Ontology annotation, biological process: ketone body biosynthetic process; L-leucine catabolic process. Gene Ontology annotation, molecular function: hydroxymethylglutaryl-CoA lyase activity. The transcript has 9 exons. The record is from RefSeq and is a predicted model, not a curated record. Lineage: Eukaryota; Metazoa; Chordata; Lepidosauria; Squamata; Varanidae. Bases 68 to 1036 code for a protein of 322 amino acids.
GCCUCCCGGGGUCACGUGACUCGCCUGGUCGGGUCUGGGGCUCGGCGGAGGCCAAGGGCCAAGAGCGAUGGGGGUGGCGAAGCGCGUUCUCCCGCGGCUGGUGGCCUCGUUGCGCCCGCUCAGCUCAGCAACAGCCAGUGCACUUCCCAAGCAUGUGAAAAUAGUGGAGGUCGGCCCAAGGGACGGCUUGCAGAAUGAAAAGAACAUCGUGCCAACCCAAGUGAAAAUUGACUUGAUAAACAUGCUGUCAGAAACAGGCCUUUCAGUGAUAGAAGCUACCAGUUUUGUGUCUCCUAAAUGGGUUCCCCAGAUGGCUGAUCAUGCCGAAGUCAUGCAAGGCAUCCGGAAGGCCCCUGGCAUCAGCUACCCUGUUCUGACCCCCAACCUCAAAGGCUUCCAAGCAGCGGUGGCCGCCGGAGCCAAGGAGGUGUCCAUCUUUGGGGCUGCUUCAGAGCAGUUCACCAAGAAAAACAUCAACUGCUCCAUAGAGGAGAGUCUGGAGAGAUUUAGUGAUGUCCUGGGUGCAGCGAAAGAAGCCAGCAUCCCAGUCCGAGGGUAUGUCUCCUGUGUCCUUGGCUGUCCUUAUGAAGGGAAGAUCUCGCCUGCUAAAGUAGCAGAGGUAUCAAAGAAGAUGUAUGCAAUGGGAUGCUAUGAGAUUUCUCUGGGUGACACCAUUGGAGUGGGGACUCCUGGCCACAUGAAAGAGAUGCUCUCUGCCGUCAUGAGAGAGGUGCCCGUCGGGGCACUUGCUGUUCAUUGCCAUGAUACUUACGGACAGGCUUUGGCAAACACUCUGGUUGCCCUUCAGAUGGGCGUGAGCGUGGUCGAUUCCUCGGUGGCUGGGCUCGGAGGCUGCCCUUAUGCGCAAGGAGCAGCUGGGAAUGUGGCAACGGAAGAUAUGGUGUAUAUGCUGGAUGGCCUCGGUAUCCACACAGGCGUGGAACUAUCGAAACUCCUUGAAGCAGGCACAUUCAUCUGCCGGGUGCUGAACAGGAGGACGUGCUCAAAAGUGGCCCAAGCCUCCUGCAAGUUGUGAAGUGCAUCAGUGCCUCCACGGGACUCGUGGGAACAAAAGCUGCAUUGGCAAGCUGGAAUCUGCCAUGUUUCUGUUCCCUGUGGUUUAUUUAAAUAUCCCCUGCAGUAGCAUCAGGACUAGGUGACCAGAUGUUGGGACAAGCACACUUCAUUUUGAAGAGACAUUAAAGGAACCAGAGGUGUUGCAUUGGCAUCCAGUGGAUAUCUUAAGCAUCUCUGAAGAUAGAGUUUUUCUGCUGAUUUCAACUUGCCUUUCAGAAGCCCAUUUAUUGCUGGGAAAACAUCCUGGACUCUGCAGUUACUUGGGGGGGUCUCUCUCCCUCUCUGUCCACCCUCCCCUCCCCUCCCAGUCCCCAGCAUCUCACAAAUGACUGUAGAUGAGAGCCAGUGUGGUGUUAUGGCUAGGAGUGCAGGACUGGGACUCGGGCAAUCUGGGUUCCAGUCCCCGCUCAGCCGUGGCACCAACUGGGUGACUUUGGGCCAGUCACAGACUCUCAGCCCAACCUACCUCACAGGGUUGUUGUGGGGAUUAGAUGGAAAACAGGAAGAGGAGAAUGAAGUAAGUUGCUUUGCGAAAAAGGUGGGAUGUAAAUCAAAUAAAUAGAGAAUAGAUUUGGCAACAAGGAUACUGUUUUCUCUCUACACAUAAACCUAUCCAGAAGUCACUCAAGAAAGCAGUUAUUUUCCUUUUCCAUGGUUCCUUACUGGCAAAAUGAACCAAUUUAAACACACUGCUAUCUAGUUCUUAAGAAAACAUCCUCCAAGGGUAUGAUCUCCUGUAUGUCUAGAUAGAAAAAGUCCUACAAUUCACAGCAUUUCCCCAACCAGCCGGGGCAAAUCUAAGAAAAAUCUGCUCUCUCCCAGCCCUGCCACCAGCCACCUAUAUGCUGGGUUUGAUUGUGGGAUUCCUUGUUUAGCGCACAGAGAAAUCAGGGAAACCAUUUUGGUGUAGUGGUUGAAUAUGAGCUGGAAUAUCCAGUUCUCACUUUACCAUGGAACUCCUCCGUCACCAGCUCCCAGCAUAACCUCUCAGGUGGUUGUGAGAAUAAAAUGGGGAGGAGGAAUGUCAUGUAUGCUGCCUUGUGAUCCUUGGAGGAAAAGCGGGAUACAGCUGUGAACCGUAAACAGCAAGCUGGGCUGGGUGAAGGAGUGCUUGCCUUAUUUACUCAGCAGGGAUGCCUGGGGCCAGGACCCCCUGCUAGAGUUUGGAGGGUGACCACCAAUGCUAAGAAAACCCCUGGGCCUCCUGCCUUCCUGAAGGUGUGGCGGCUUGUAGAUCAUUUUCUAUAAUGAUCCCAGUGUUGACACUGGGUCACAGUGGAACAGCAGCACAUGGUGCCGGGGCCCACACAGCCUCCCCACUCCCAGCAGAUGCAGCCCAGCUGGCUGUCUUCCCAGGGCCAACCAAAUUAGCUAGCUGUCACAGCACUGAUACAAAUUUCUGACUUCCUUGUACUUGUAAACUUGCCGAGGUCUCACCUGGAAAAGUACCCCUCAGAUUGUACAGAAAUUCAAAAUUUUUGUGUGCACGGAUGUAGCACUAGCGUAACAGAAAUUGUGCAGGGGAAACAGUAUUCUUAGUUGCACGUGAUGCUCUGCUAGCGUGAGACACUGGCCUUGCACCGAGACGGCCAUUGCUGGCACCCAAAUUUCUGUUUAGCCGCCCACCGUGAAAAAAAGUGUGUGGCCGAUUUUCUCUGACUAACACUACGCAGAGGGUGGGGUUGAUGGAUGGAUGGGGACAGGCCAAAAUGUUUGCUCUGAAAGGUAUAAAACAUCUGAAUUGUAAAUGGCUGGAGCGGGUCCCUUAUGAAGGAGGGGUGGGCUGCCCUGUAUUGUUGGGUCCACACUUCAAUAAAGAGCUUUGGUUUUUGAAAA